CACUUCAGACUGGGAUUAACUCAAGUUUGAACCGUCACUGUUCACAAGGCUUUGCAUACGUGGUAGGACCACCAAUGGAGUUUGCCUGUGGGUUUGUUUAUGUCCCUCCAUCAACCUAUCAGAAGGAAGUCCAAACGAAACCCCCAAUUGCAGUUAAACGUUCAGCUCUCCUUCCUCCCCCAAACAGAAUCCGUCCCCGCAGUCCUCCCCCUCCCCCUCCAGCACCCUCCCCAGAACUACAAAAACAACACCACUCUCCAGAACAGAGAAUCACUGAGAAAUGUUUUAAAAAUGCUCUGCUCCCCCCAUUCAUGCGAUCUCAAUCGCCUGCUUGCCUCCAGCCAAUCCCAGGCCCACCUUCCCUUCUCCCUUCCAAUAGCCAGAGGCUGACCUAUGACAUUCCAAAGGAGGAACCAGACAUUGGGAGUUAUCCAUGGGAUCCAGACUACUCAUACAAUAUCCCAGAAGGCAGUGGGGAAGAGAUGAAGCAUCCAAACACCACCAGCAGCAGUGGAUCUGCACAGAAGUCAGCUCCAGCCUUGCCACCAAGACCUUCCUUUAUGAGGUCCUGUCCAGAAUACCUAGUUCUGUUGCCUGAUUCUUUCUCCUCCUCGAAGUCUUCCUUUUCAUCCUCCAGAUCAAGGGAACCAUUGGUGGGGAAUCCAAAUGUGAUCCUAGUCAGUUUGGGGAAGCUGAUAUCAGAGGAAAACGUGUUCACCAUAGAGGGAGAGCCCACCUGCUGCUCCCAGUGUGGCUCUGUGCUGGACUCCUUGUAUGACAAUGUGGUGAAUGUCUGUUAUUUUUGCCAGUCAUCAUUGGAACCACCUACCUCCUCAUCUGCCACCUGUCUCGGUUGCCAGGACAGUGUCUUUCUGUUGACCCCUGGUGACAAGGCCCUGACCCUUACAGACACACUGCUCCUGUUCUGUAUCGACAUCUCAGCGUCCAUGAGUAUCACCUCCCAGGUGUUGGAAGGAAAACAGCCAAUCUACAGGUCACGUCUUCAGUUUGUUCAGGAAGCAAUGUUACAGAGUGUUCGGAAGCUGAGUGAAACACAACCACACAUGCGAGUAGGACUCAUCACGUUCAACAAUCAGGUGACUCUGCAUGGAUAUGACGAGUUCACCUCACGUUUUUUGCUGGGUGCGGAGUUGAUUGACGGUGAAUACCUUAAGGAAGCAGCAUUCAGCUUUCCCAGCCCACCACCCCUCUCCAGGACCAGGGACUGUCUACAGAGAGAGAUUCUAGGAUUGUCUGAGAGUGGUGCCACGGCUUUAGGUCCGGCUUCUCUUGUAGCCAUAGCGAUGGCUUCUCGGCAACCAGGGUCAAAGGUGAUCAUCUGCACAGAUGGAAAGGCCAACACAGACCUGGGGAAUCUGGAGGUGGAGGGCACUGAUGCUCGACCUUGCCUCUCCUCCACUAUCUUCUACCACGACCUGGGGGAGUACGCUGCUAGCCAGGGGGUGACAGUAUCAGUGUUGGCUAUCGAGGGGACAGACUGCAGACUCGAUGAGCUGGGGAGACUAGCAGACCGCACAAGAGGAAAGGUGGUGAUAGCAAGUCCACAUGAACUAUACACUGAAUUUGAGGAGAUUAUAGAGAACACGACGAUAGCGACACACUGUAGUGUCACUUUGCUGCUCCCCCCAACUCUGUGUGUGAAAGGAGAGAGAGAGGCUGGGAACAGGGUGACCAGAGAGGUGGGCAAUGUGGCAUCAGACACAGAAAUCACCUUUCAGUUUGGAGCGAGGCAACACGGCUCACAGGGAGAGGUGUCAGCCCCAGUGGCAGGUGGCCGUGUGUCUGUUCAGCUGCAGCUGAGAUACAGACAGAAGGAUGGACACAGUAUGCUCAGAGUACUGACUGCUGAUAAAGAGGUGACGGAUGACAGCUCAGUGGUUCUCUCCUCUCUGUUUCUAGCCAUCAUUCAGCUCAACUCAUCCCAGGCCAGCGCCGCUCUAGCUGUCAGGGGCCGCUUCCAAGACGCAAAGAGUGAGGGGGAGACACAGAGGGAACUGAUGGAGAGAGCCCUAGAGUAUGAUAGAAGUGCAGAAGACAAAAUGAUUUAUUCAAAAUGGCUUAAAACCAUGGACCCUAUACACAACAGCCUACAAAACUACACAAGGAGACAAUCCAUAUGUUCUGAUACACUGCAGUCUCUAACGGACAUGGGUGCUGCACUGCUGUACAGCAUGAAGAACAGCAACAGGAGGCCUAUUUCACUGAAGGAAAAGCACCAACACUGAUUGGUAGCUACUGGCUAUGCCUGAUAUCCUUGGAAGUUGUUCAAGUUCUACUGACUUCUGGGGAGGCCUAUUUAUGCACAAGUCUGACUAAUUAAUGUAUCUAACAAAAAUGCUACAUCUGGAGAUAUAUUAUUUAAAAUAGCAUUAACUGUCAAUAUUGUACUUGUUCAUUCUAUUUGUAAAAACAACUUUUCCAAAUAAAUAAUAAAAGCUU
Salmo salar (Atlantic salmon) is the source of this 2460-nucleotide messenger RNA. Its product is annotated as circularly permutated Ras protein 1. Gene Ontology annotation, cellular component: endoplasmic reticulum exit site; COPII vesicle coat. The record is from RefSeq and is a predicted model, not a curated record. Lineage: Eukaryota; Metazoa; Chordata; Actinopteri; Salmoniformes; Salmonidae. Gene Ontology annotation, biological process: COPII-coated vesicle cargo loading. Gene Ontology annotation, molecular function: SNARE binding; zinc ion binding.